This is a messenger RNA of Diachasma alloeum, 804 nucleotides long. Its product is annotated as deoxyuridine 5'-triphosphate nucleotidohydrolase. Lineage: Eukaryota; Metazoa; Arthropoda; Insecta; Hymenoptera; Braconidae. The coding region runs from base 116 to 556 and encodes 146 amino acids. Gene Ontology annotation, biological process: dUTP catabolic process; dUMP biosynthetic process. The record is from RefSeq and is a predicted model, not a curated record. Gene Ontology annotation, molecular function: magnesium ion binding; dUTP diphosphatase activity. The transcript has 3 exons.
GGCGUUUCUCGCGCGUUUUUAGUCUAACCGUCCGUUGUCGAUAUAUCACAUUUUUCCUUUUCUGUCUAAACUAGUUGUUGAAUUCUCUCAAGUAUUGAUUCUCGCAUCAUUAAAAAUGCCAGGCAGCACGUGCGUUUUCAAGUUUGCUAAGCUCUCCGAGAAGGCCUUCGCACCGGUCAAAGGGUCUGUCCAGGCCGCUGGGUACGACCUCAGGAGUGCUUAUGAAUACGUCAUCCCUGCCAGAGGGAAGGAACUCGUCAAGACUGAUCUCCAGAUUGAAGUUCCUGAAGGAACUUAUGGAAGAGUAGCUCCUCGUUCAGGACUGGCUUGGAAGAAUCACCUUGAUGUCGGCGCUGGUGUCAUUGAUGCUGAUUACAGAGGAAAUGUUGGAGUUGUCAUGUUCAACCACAGUGAUUCAGACUUCAAGAUUUCCCCCGGCGAUCGAGUGGCUCAGCUCAUCUGUGAGAAGAUCGCUUACCCCGAUCUUAUGGAAGUCAAAACUCUGGAUUCUACUGAAAGGGGAGAGGGAGGAUUUGGAUCGACAGGCACCAACUAAUUUUCAUGAUCAAACUGAACCAAAAAAGAUGAAUCAACCUUGCAUUUACCUCCGUACUGUAUCACUGCCUUAACCUAUUUAUGGUUGAACUGAGGAGAUUGUGGUCCUCAAAUUUACCUCCACUUUUUCCAAUCCCCACUACAAUCGUUGUCUCCCACCUCUGACACUCAGGGCUACAAUCUCCUCAGUCCUUCCUAUUAUAAUAUUUUGUUCCUAUUUUUUACUAAUAAAGAUGAAAGAAACGUAAA